AUGGCACAGUCUAACUCGUCGAAUAGAACGUUUACGAUUCCGCUAAACAACAUCUACGGUAUAGUGCUCUACACUGGGCGACAUACUAAGCUCUUCAAAAGCGGUAUCAGAAGGACCAAGAAAAGUUCACAACUUGCAAGUCUUCUGAACUAUGUGAUGAUCACUCAGUUUGGAAUUGUGCUGCUGCUUUGUUUGGUACACGCACUCAUGGGCCGCCUCUAUCAACCGCUCCCUUUCCUCGUCUCACAAUUCACCAACCAUUUUGAUGAUUCUCUCAUGUCUAUCUUUCUACAACAUCUGGUGCUAUUUAGCGGCUUUAUACCUAUUUCUUUGUACGUCACCCUAGAACUGGUUCAAAUUAACAAGCCGGACAUUUAUACACAAUGUAUGUCCUGUACGAAUAAAGACGAGUUGAUGGUCGACGAACAUGGGCGUGGUCCCGAUGUAAAAAUGUUCUCUUUGAAUUCGGAACUUGGUGAUGUUAAAUACGUGAUGUCGGACAAAACGGGCACAUUGACACAGAACUGUAUGCGAUUUCGUAUGUGUUCAGUAGGCGGCGUAAAGUAUGCGAAUCGAAAAUCAAGGAGGGACAGAACAUUUUCACCAAAGAAACUUCUCGCUCACAUUGCUAGUAAUCAAAUGAAUAAUGCGCAUCAAAUUCGUGAAUUCCUUUUGGCGUGCGCUAUUUGCCACACAGCAUCUCCUGACAAGAACACAUGCGAUGCCGAUCGGCCUUUGUACCAUGCCACUUCCCCUGAUGAACAUGCUCUUCUAAACUUCGCAGCUGAUGCUGGCUUUGUCUUUAGAAAACGGGCCCCUGGAAAAUGCUUCAUUAAUGUGUUGGGAAACCCAACUGAAUACGAUUUGGUGGCGAUUCUCGAGUUUGACUCGGAACGGAAACGAAUGUCAGUGAUAGUAAAGGAACCCAAUGGCAAAUAUAAACUUUACAUCAAAGGAGCGGACCAAAGGAUUUUCGAGCGACUCAAAAGCGUUUCACAUAAGGAACUGAAACGUACAGCUGGUCAUUUACAGCAGUUCGCAAUCGGAGUGAGACCACCAAAACGAAAAGAACGUCUCGCACAACUCGCAGAGGACAUUGAAAGGGAACUUGUACUACUUGGAGUGUCUGCGAUCGAGGAUCGCCUUCAAAAGCACGUACCGGAGACCUUGGGACGACUUGUUACUGCUGGAAUUCGUGUCUGGGUACUUACAGGCGACAAACUGGAGACUGCUGUUAACAUAGGGAACUCUUGCCGACUUCUCUCCGCGAAAGCACCCAUGAUGGUGUUGUCAUCGACCAGUGCUAAAGGAGCCAAAGAAGAACUGGGUAAGAUAGUCGACCAACCAUGGUAG
Messenger RNA from Cooperia oncophora, 1353 nucleotides. Lineage: Eukaryota; Metazoa; Nematoda; Chromadorea; Rhabditida; Trichostrongylidae. The record is from the annotation of a GenBank genome assembly.